Molecule: messenger RNA, 1802 nt
Organism: Hippocampus comes (tiger tail seahorse)
Lineage: Eukaryota; Metazoa; Chordata; Actinopteri; Syngnathiformes; Syngnathidae
Product: G/T mismatch-specific thymine DNA glycosylase-like
Exons: 11
Coding region: 170-1612 (480 amino acids)
Biological process (GO): base-excision repair, AP site formation
Cellular component (GO): nucleus
Molecular function (GO): pyrimidine-specific mismatch base pair DNA N-glycosylase activity; uracil DNA N-glycosylase activity
Source: RefSeq, a predicted model, not a curated record
UCUCGUGUCAAAGUUGACUGGGACUGCGCUGUCACGUCUUUGUUGCUCCCUGAAGCCACAUCCAAUCUUCCGAAUUUAAAAAAAAAAACACAUGUGGGGAACAUAACAUUAUUUUCCUGACCGGAGAAUCCGAUUAAAACAGCCGUUAACUAGUAAAAGCACCCACAAGAUGGACAAUAAGAUGAACGGAUCCCUGCCCGUUGGCUCCUCGGCGUAUCUGCAACAGUGGAUUCAGUCGGCUCAGCAGUUCCAAGCCCUCCAAGCCCAAUAUUCAACCUACAACCAUCUGCCGCACUACCCGGAGGAACACACAGGGGGAACAGCGGCAGCUACACCGCACAUUGUUCACCCUCAAUCCGCGAUGGAGCAGCAGGAGCCUGCUAAUCUGACAAAACCCCCGCCCAAAAAGCGAGGCCGACCAUCUCAGCCCAAGGAACCCAAGCCGCCAAAGGCCCCCAAGGUCCCAAAGGAACCCAAGCCCCCAAAAGAACCCAAGCCCCCAAAGGCACCCAAGCUCCCGAAGGCACCCAAGCCCCCGAAGGAACCCAAAGCGCCCAAGGCCAAACCGGGCCCGAAGCCCAAGAAAGGCGCCCAGGGACAGGCGGCCGAUGGCAAGCAGGAGAAGAUUGACGAGAGCUUCAAGAAGGUGAAGAGGAAAGUGGAUCGUUUCAAGGGCAUGUCGGAGGAGGAGGUGAUGAAAAAGACCCUGCCGGACCUGCUGGACCACAAUCUGGACUACGUCAUUAUUGGUAUCAAUCCAGGGCUGAUGGCUGCUUUCAUCGGACGAUGGUUUCCUGGUCCUGGAAAUCAUUUUUGGAAGUGCCUCUUCCUUUCGGGAUUCACCGAAGAGCAGCUCAACCACAUGCAUGACACCACUUUGCCUGGCAAGUACAAAAUGGGCUUCACCAACAUGGUUGCCAGGGCGACGCCAGGCAGUAAAGACCUGUCAAGCAAAGAGCUGCGUGAAGGGGGCAAAAUUCUUGUGGAGAAACUGAUGAAAUACAAACCUCUCAUUGCGGUCUUCAACGGAAAGUGCAUAUAUGAAAUGUUCUGUCGAGAACUCUUUGGCAAGAAACCAAAGACGCUGGAGUUUGGUUUGCAGCCUCACAAGAUCCCCGACUGUGAAGUGGCUUUGUACUUGAUGCCAUCAUCCAGCGCCCGGUGCGCUCAGUUCCCUCGUGCUCAGGACAAAGUCCACUUUUACAUUAAGUUGCGGGAGCUGCGCGACCACCUGCGGGGCAUUCAGCGGCCCAGGGAGAUUGAAGAGAUCAACUACUCAUUCGACCUUCACCUGGCCAAGGAGGACGCCAAGAGAGUGGCCAUCAAGGAGGAGCAGUACGAUCCCGGCUACGAGGACGCCUACGGCGGAGCUUAUGGCGAACCGCCGGCCGAGGGAGGCCAGAGUCAAGCCAACGGACACUUUCCCUUCUCACCAAGCCAGGAAAACAAUGCUGCAGAAGACGAAGGACAGGAAGCAAGCGCGUCAAAAACUUCUCAACUGGCCAACGGAGAGGGGAUGACGCAAUCUUGCGCCAGUCAGACUCCUGAUCAAAGCGCAGAGGGAAGAGUAGAAGGAGAAGGCGGAGGAGCUCGCCUGUCCUCAGCCGUAUAAUGACAAAUUGUUACAAUUUUUAUAUAUUUUUUCUUCCUUAGUGGAAUAUACACGCCUAGAUAGACUUUGUAGACAUUCUUGCAGAAUAUUCUUUCUGCACUGGUUUUAAAAUGUUGUUGUGGUAUCAUGCUCUCCAUGGCCGCCAUUUUACUCACACACACACACACACACACACACACACACACACACA